AUGUCUCGAACCACUCGAUCCUCUUCGAAAAAACCCUAUCGACCUGUACAGCAGCAGUUCUCCAGCUCAGAUGAGGAUAUUCCUUCUUACAAUGACGUUGGUGAGUCAAACUCAACAAAUUCCCAACUUUUUUCAACGGAAAUUCAAACAUUUCAAUAUUUCGAUUGCUGACUAAGUUACAGUAACUUGAAUAAAUUUCGAGCAAAACGACUGAUUUUCCGGAUUAACGAGCAAUAAUUUUUUUGUCGUGGGCGCCAAGGAAGGAGAAAAUGGGCGGCACAUUUAGACUAAGAAAGGCAUAAAGCAUAGUUCCGCAUAGAAAAUUGGCGCUCGACACUGUGUUCACCUUCAUUUUCGUUCAUUUUUUUCAUUUGCUAUUUGUUGGAUUUGAACGCUUUCCGAGAAGCUCGUGUUUUUCAAGAAUUUAAAAUUUUUUUUGUAUUGUUUUUUUCAUUUUUUUCUCAAAGAAUUUAUUGAAAAAAAGAUUAUUUCAAUCAUUUUUUUCACUAGCGUGGAAAGCUUAAAAAAACAUCAAAUAUUUCUAAACCACCCGCUAAACUUUUCGUAUAAAGAUUGAUAGAAAAACAGUUAUCCUGUGUAUAGCGCAAUCGUCCUCCUCAAGCGGAUUCUUCCCUCCGCUCAGCGCCAAAGCCGUUUCUUGGAUCGACAUGGACGAGUACACGAUUUUGCCAAGCCCCGACGAGGCGCCCUUUGACCUCAGCGACGACGAAUUCGCCACGGCAGCCGCCAGCCGCAAAAGAGUUGCUCGACGCCUACUCGCGCGACAGCAGCAACAGCAGCAGCAGCAAAAAGGACUGCGCCCAACUUCUCACUCAAUGUAUGACAUUGACCGCGACCGGGACUUCGAUUUCGACAUGAGGUUUUCAUGAAACUAUCUCGGAUCUUAAUUGCUGAUCUCUAUUUCCACUUCAGUAGCUUUUUUGUUCUUUGUUCUCUUUCUCUUUGAUUGGAGUCAAUGCUCACCAACAUUAAUUUCAAUCGGAAUCGAACGAUAAAAACAAACGAAAGAACGUUAAAUUGUGCGGAAACUUGGAAAAAGGGGCUCAUAAAACAGGACAGAAAAACUUGAAUGCGUGAAGAAAAAUGGGAAAAAUUAACGACCUCAAAAGAGAAUUCUAGCCUUUCAAGAACUUGGAAAACGACGACUUCACCAUUUUGUAUCCUCCCGGUUCUCUAACUCUUUUUUUUUCAUUUUUGAGCUCUUCUUUUUUCAAAGCCUGAUGUUCAGCUCUGACGCACCGUCACCGCGUGCAGAGGCUUCUGAGGUGAUGGCUUCUCCGCCGGAUCCCGAUAUCAAGGUUUUUUUUAAAAUUUUUCAGAAGUUAAAAAUUACAAAAAAAAAGUGAAAAAGAGCAUAAUGGACAUGACGAAUGAUUUCAGAGGUACUGGGAUAAUAGUCUAGACAUCAACGACCUCAGUGGACAUGACUUCACCGUCUUCAAACAUUUGCAAGGAAUGUUAGGAAUUGAAGUAGGUUAAAGAUGUACGGAAGAAUGAAAGUAUUUUGAUUUCAGAACAUUUCUUUUGAUACCUUGUCUCGUUUCAACAUCCGCGGGCAUACGGAUUCUUAUGGUCAGCCGGCCAUUUUGUUCCCGCGAUAUCGCGGCAUGACUUCUCGUCUGCGUGUUCCGAUGGGGCUGAAGCUGAUCCGAAAAGUCGGCGAUCGCAUGGAAAAAGAGAACUACCCACUUCCUGAUGAAACCUCGUCAGUUUUAUAACUCAAUUCUCAAUUCGAACGGUUGUUCAGUCAUUUCGAUAGCAAACAAGAAAUUUUCCAGUGUGCGCCAAAAGUUCAGCGGUGUCUUUGGUCUUCAUAUGGGCACUUUGUCUGACCGCGCGGUAGUUCUGACAACAAAUGAACGCGACGCGAUGGCGAUCUACGAGGCGACAAAGGCACUCGUCUACGCUUUGCCGCAUGGCGAGCAUCUGGAUCCUUUGGUCCUUCCUUAUUUGGAAGACUUUGACAAGAUCUACCUCUGGUUUCCUGCUCAACACGUCGCAUUUGCCAAAGACUGGGGAUCUGCUCUGAACGCUCCUCGCUGUUUCCUGGUCAAGUUGGUUUUUUUUUAUUGUAUAAAGACCGAGAUAAAAAGGCGGAAAAACGGCAAUUUGAAUACCAUUAAGCGUGAUUUGUCUACAUUACUCAAAAUAACUUGAAUUUUUUAGAAAUGAAGAAAGACCAAUUGAACUGGUACGCAAUGGAGAUCAGCGGAUGAUCCGCAGUGCUUUAAGCAACUCGGUUAGCUCGCAAAAAAUGGAACUUCAUAGAAAAUAUCCAUAACUCAGGUGGUCCGAAUGCGUGAAAAAGGCUUCCGCUCUCUCACCGAUUUGGACAUUCGUGAAGGAGUUCGCGCUGAUCUGAUCAACAGUUCGAAUCGCGUCAUAGGCUUCGCUCAGGUCUGCUAGGAAUCCGAAUAGAAUUGCAUGAAGAAGUCGUCUAAAUGUCAGAACAAAAAAUUUCUCGUGGUUUUUCGGUAAGAAAUCUGAUAAGAAUAUUUUUAAGUGGAAGCGGUUUGGUGUUCUCAACAAGUAUCUUGGAGGCCUCCGACCUGGAGAACUGACAGUUCUGACUGGAGGCACAGGAAACGGAAAAACCACGUUCCUAUGCGAGUAUUCUCUGGAUCUCUUCACUCAAGGGGUUCGUUUGCGAAACUAAUUUUUGUCGUUCUUGUUAAAAAAUUUUUUGUAAGUGUGCUGUAAAAGUAUAAAAACAGUGACAGCAUUUUCUUUCAUUUUGUUAUUCGAAAAUUAAUCCUUUUAGCGUAUGAAGUUCAAUCAAAAUAUACUGAACGAGUCGAAAAUGAAUCUUGAAUUUUUUGCAUAAAUUUAUUCAAGCUUUCAAAUUUUCAGGUGCGGACACUUUUUUGCAGUUUUGAGAUGCCAGAAAAGAAGAUUCUACACUGGAUGUUGGUUCAAUAUGCUGGGUAAGCCUUUUUUCUCCUUUCGUUAAGUUCUCAAAAAAUUUUUAGUUCAAAACAUGAAACCAUUCUCGAAAUUGAAGUAAUGCAUGGGAUGAAUUCAGUUAGAAAUAAAGUUCAUGAAAAAAAUUUCAAGCUCACAGAGAAGCUGUAUUUCAUUGAGUUUGAAGUCAAAAUUGAAAUGAUUUUUGCUAAACUACAGUCCAUCGCAUCUGCGAAGCCUCGCGCGCACCAAUUCUUAUAGAAACGGCAUCAAGUAAGCCUGUUAUUCAAUUUGCUUCUAGUUUUUGUCUGUCACACUGUGUCUUGUUCUAGAAGCUCAAUUCACCGCACCUGCUCUGAAAUUGAUUCAAUAUCAGAGUUUCUCAACGCACACAUGUUUUUUCGAUAAUUUGAAAUGGUAUCCUGAGAAAUUCCAACAAAAGAGAGACUUCUCUUCUCCCAUUUCUUUAGAGUCACUAUUAAGGCAGCAGACAGUAGUGUUUUAAAAUUCGCCUUCGUCAAUUAAUAGGGCGAUCAGAGAAUAAAAAGUUCUAUUACUUAUUACUUUUGACAGCUUGAUCCGCCUGAUUGCGGCAUAUCAAUCUGAGCAAGAAGCGACCGGAGGCUACUCUCAUUUUUAUGCUCCUGACUCACACUGGUUUCCGCCAGACGACCAGACAGAUCCCUUGAAGUCCGGGGCGGCAAAAAGAGAAUUCAAAGUUUUCAAUGUUUUUUUGGCAGUCAAAAAACGACAUCUCUUCGUGUCAAGCUGUGUAACAUGGAAUAGAUUUGUCCUAACUUUUCGAGCUUCACGUCCUCAGAAAAUUCCCAAACUUGUGAUAAAAAGAAACACUCUGAGAUAUGUUUAAAAAAUGAGACCAGCUUCAUAAUUUAUCACAUGAUGUACCGAAAUAGAAAUUAAAAAAAGAUGAACUGUACAUUUCGAUCACUUUUCUGCACUGCAUUCGAAUUGACACCCCAUUUGUGCGCGAGGGCUUCGUGUGCUUUGACAUAAUCGCUUACUGUAACUUGUCACAUUCGCGCAUUCCAACAUAGCUUCACAAGACCGGCUAUUUUUAGUUUUUCGCUUUUUUGCAGGUUGCCGCUGCAUCGUGUCGAGUACAGCAACGCGAUAAACUCCUGGUUGGAUCGUUUUGAAAGGAGCAGCGCUGCCCUGACAAUGAUGGAUUCGGAGGAGUUCUGCGAUAAGACUGUCAAUGAGAUAGCUCGCGUAAGAUCUACUUGAAUAAUCUAUCGCAAAAGUUGGGCUCAAAACUACUAAUAUUUAUAAUGACAUUCUGCUUCCAUUUUAAAAUUGAGCGUUUAGGCUAUUCGACACCACGUUGAGAACAGUGGAAUCCAGCACAUUGUUAUCGACAACCUCCAAUUUUUGAUCAACCAAGGGGUCAUGACGGAUGAAAAGUCCAGCGGACUCGAUCGCUUCCACUUACAAGUGAGUUGCUUCUUUCAUUGUAGAGAUCCAGAUGAAAAUGGAAAAUGAUCUCAGGACCGUUUUGUGGGUCACAUGCGUCAACUUGCCUCGCAGUCCCAGGUCCACGUCACCAUGGUGGUUCAUCCGAGAAAAACUGACGUUUAACCUUCAGAAAUUUCUCUGAUUAAACAUUUCAAUGCAGGGUGACGCUGAGAUAGACGUUCAACACUUUGGAGGUUCUGCCAGAGUCACUCAAGAAGCUGACAACGUCCUGGCCAUCCAGAGGAAGCGGGAUGAUCGCGAUCGAUCCAAGUUCCGCAAGUUCCUUUAUGUGGGUUUUGAAUCUUAAGCAUUUUUUGAAUUUUUCAGAAAUUGUCCAGUUUGUCUUCAAAGUAGAUGUUUGGCAAAUAAGUUGUCAAUGUCAAUUUUGGCGCCAAUUCAAAAAUUGUUGGAACUCUUAAGUUUGUUGGACCACUUGAUUGAUAAUCUAGUCGAUUAACGUCAAUUUAAAUUUUAUUGAAUGCGUUCUUUCAAAAAAUAUAUGCAAGAUACAUGAAAAUUCAAAAUUUCUCACAAAUAUGGCUUACCUUGUUACCAAUUUUUGAUCAAAAAAAAAUUUUGAAAAACCCCUUAGAUCUUGAAAAACCGCUACUUCGGCCGUCGAGUGGAGACCGACACUUUGGAAAUGAUCUUCAACCCGUCAACCUACACGCAUACAAUUGCAGAAUAUCCCAAGUAA
This is a messenger RNA of Caenorhabditis auriculariae, 5092 nucleotides long. Lineage: Eukaryota; Metazoa; Nematoda; Chromadorea; Rhabditida; Rhabditidae. The record is from the annotation of a GenBank genome assembly.